UUGGAACCCACAGAUAGCUAUAUGUGGAUUCUCUCCACGUCCGCGAUGCCUCUUUGUAUUGCUGUGGGAGGCGGGUCCGACUGGAACGUGGAUGGAUGGCUGGGCGAGUUCUGGGCGUGUGCCUCUGUUUUAUCCUGUCGGAUUCCGAAACGCUGUAGCUCUGACGGACCGGCUCACCUCGGCCUGGCCAGGCCCGGCCCAGCUCAGAGCCGAUCAGAGCUUCAGACAGAGACGGAGACACCGGGCGGGCUGGGGGAUGCACAGCCGUGCAUGAUCACACAGGCGCCUUUGUGCCCAGUCUGUCGUGUGUUUUGGAUUUGCCGUGGCUUGUCCCCCAGCAAGCAGAGCUGGUGAAGCGGGUGGACCGAAGUUUUGAGCCAGCGGAGGAAGAGAGACCCAGACCCCGCCCGUCAACAGCUUCCUCGCGAAGAGAGAGAUGAACCCACGACCACAGCUGUCACGCAGGAUAAAGAAGAGGUAAUCUACAUGGAGAUAAGAAAAGAACUGCCCGGAGAUCAAAAAUAAAUAUGAGAAAACAAGAGGAGAAGACAUGGAGCUAAAUAAAUGGGAAAGUUAAAGGAAAGUUAAGGAGGUUUAUUGUUCAUUGAAGGAGAAUUAACGUCCAAUGGAACUGAAAACAGAAAGUGGUAAAAGAAAGCCACAAAGACCCAAAGAACAGAAGAACUACAUAUGAAAGCAGCUAAAAGCUGAGGCGAAAAAGGUGGCUGAUUAGCUGAAAGACAGAAGAGACAUCUGGAUGAGCUCUCCGGGUGCAGGCAGCAGGUCCUCUGCCCUACAAAGAUGGCCUCUAACUUCAGUGACAUCGUCAAGCAGGGCUACGUACGAAUGCGGAGUCGGAAGCUUGGGAUCUAUCGGCGCUGCUGGCUUGUGUUUAAGAAGUCAUCGAGCAAAGGACCUCGUCGUCUUGAGAAAUACCCUGAUGAGAAGGCUGCUUACAUCAGAACUUGUCCCAAAGUGACAGAAAUUAGUAAUGUCAAGAACAUCACCCGGUUACCUCGAGAUACCAAGCGACACGCAGUAGCCAUUUUGUUUACAGAUGACUCCUCACGCACCUUCACCUGUGAAUCAGAGCUGGAGGCAGAGGACUGGUUCAAGAUGCUGUCUAUUGAGUGUCUUGGUAUUCGACUGAAUGACAUCAGUAUGGGAGAACCUGACCUGCUGGCUGCUGGAGUACAGUGUGAACACACAGAGCGCUUCAAUGUGUUCCUCCUUCCCUGUCCAAACCUGGAUAUCUACGGGGAGGGUAUGAUGCAGAUAACCCAUGAGAACAUAUACCUGUGGGACAUCCACAACCCUCGCACCAAGCUGAUUACCUGGCCCCUCUGCUCUCUCCGGCGCUAUGGACGUGAUGCCACUCGCUUCACUUUUGAAGCCGGACGGUGAGACCUGGAAGGGCUGACAGUGGCAAAAAGUAGGCGAGAUAUAUAUGUUAUUACUGAACUUAUCCAUAUAAUCACAGUUUCCAAACUAUAUGUUGGAGUAGAGAUACUGAAAUGAUUGUGUAGGCACUGCCCAUUGUUAUAGCACUUUAAAAGUGUGUGUAUAUAUGAGAUUUCUGUGGUAUGCAUGCACUAUUCACUGAUGUGGGCAUCCAUAAACACAGAAUUGUAACUACUUGACUUUGUAACUUCUUGACUUUUUAAGAAAAGGAUAUUGAACCCUUGAGUGACACUUUAUCAUGUUUGAUUAGCUAAUGCAAAAGAUCAAAGAUUAAAGCCACGUUUAAAAUAAAAGACAAGUGACACUUUUAUUUCGUUAGACAUUUUUGGAACAUCUUCAGAUUUCAGCAAAGGGGAUUUAAAUUC
Poecilia latipinna (sailfin molly) is the source of this 1826-nucleotide messenger RNA. It is a transcript of the gene dok4, whose product is annotated as docking protein 4. The coding region runs from base 802 to 1404 and encodes 200 amino acids. The transcript is spliced from 6 exons. Gene Ontology annotation, biological process: cell surface receptor protein tyrosine kinase signaling pathway. The record is from RefSeq and is a predicted model, not a curated record. Lineage: Eukaryota; Metazoa; Chordata; Actinopteri; Cyprinodontiformes; Poeciliidae. Gene Ontology annotation, cellular component: cytoplasm.